Molecule: messenger RNA, 1230 nt
Organism: Aptenodytes forsteri (emperor penguin)
Lineage: Eukaryota; Metazoa; Chordata; Aves; Sphenisciformes; Spheniscidae
Gene: MEGF9
Product: multiple EGF like domains 9
Exons: 6
Coding region: 1-1230 (409 amino acids)
Biological process (GO): axon guidance
Cellular component (GO): basement membrane
Molecular function (GO): extracellular matrix structural constituent
Source: RefSeq, a predicted model, not a curated record
AUGUUUCCACCCUGGGGAGACCUGUGCAACUGCAGCGCCGUGGGGAGUGCCAGCGCGGCCAAAUGCAACGGCACGACGGGGCAGUGCCCCUGCCUCGAAGGCUACGCGGGGCCGCGGUGCGAGAGCUGUGCCGAGGGCUUCUACCUGGAGCGGAGGAGCCAGCGGUGCCGUCCCUGCGGCUGCAGCCCCGCCGGCUCCAGCAGCGCCCGGUGUGACGACUCUGGGAAAUGCCAGUGUAAAGUUGGUGUCACGGACCUGAAGUGUGACCGGUGCAGUGAUGGAUACUACAGGUUUAACGAAACCACCUGCGAGCCGUGCCAGUGCAACAACCACUCCAAAACCUGCGACAGCUUAACAGGCACCUGCCUGCUCUGCCAGGAAAACACCGAGGGAAACCACUGCGAGCUCUGCAAGGAGGGCUUCUACAGAAGCACCUAUCCUGCCCACGCCUGCCAUCGCUGCCCGUGCUCCACCGUGGCAUCGACCGGUACCUGCCGAAUACAGCCUGGUGAAACUGCCCCAAGGUGUGACAAAUGCAAAACGGGGUACACUGGCCCGAACUGCAACCAGUGCGACAACGGCUACUACAACUCCGACAGCAUCUGCGUGAGAUGUAAAUGCAACGGGAACGUGGACCCAGCACGGUCACCCAGCGUGUGCAAGCCUGAUAGCGGGGAGUGCAUCGGCUGCCUGUACCACACUGCUGGGUUUCAUUGCGAGGAGUGUGAGGACGGCUACGUCCGAGACCCCGAGGGCACCAACUGCACCAAGAAAGAAGCCACCCUUGGCCCAGAAACAAGGGAGUUUACAACUUCUGCUCCAAAUGCCAGCAAGGCAACGUCAUUUUCAACAGCAGUGAUAAACAGUACGUUGUCACCAACAACUAUACAGACUAUAUUUCCUAUAAGUUCCUCUGACAAUAGUACCUCUGCUUUUGCAGAUGUUUCAUGGACUCAGUUUAACAUAAUUAUUUUGACAGUUAUCAUCAUUGUUGUGGUCCUACUAAUGGGCUUUGUGGGUGCUGUCUACAUGUACCGUGAGUAUCAAAACAGGAAACUUAACGCUCCUUUUUGGACCAUUGAACUCAAAGAGGACAACAUCAGUUUUAGCAGCUACCACGACAGCAUACCCAACGCUGAUGUUUCGGGGCUGUUGGAAGACGAUGGGAAUGAAGUCACACCGAAUGGACAGCUAACGCUGACGACUCCCAUGCAUAAUUAUAAAGCUUAG